AGCUGCGGGCGUGGGGGUGGCAGCAGCCGCGGAGCCGGCACCGAGAGCGGCCGCGGCCGGAGCAGGCGGCCGAGACAAAGGCCACGAUAGGGCCAGUUUGAGUCUGGAUUUUUGAGUGAAACCUCAAAUCCAAAUGAGAAGAAACCUUCAAGGAACAACUGUCGACAGUCAGUGUGCAAAAUCAUCUGUGUGGAGCAAAUGGAAUGUUCUCACCCCAGAGGUAACUGAAUGGAUGACUCCAUUGCCGAGGAGUGACUCCCUGCUGUAGGCUCUAAGUUCAAGACAACAGUUUUUGUACUUCCUGGUGGUGCAGAAGCAUGUCUCUAUAGAACCAGAAACAAAGCAAGAAAAGAAUCUGACUUUUUCUUUAAAUUGUGGAAGAUACUUGACUUCCAGGAACAAAAGCACAGUAAAAUAACAAUAUUAUUUUGGCUUUACUGAACAUUCAUCUUAUUGAGGAGUGUGCCUGAGUUGAAAUUCGGAAUCCUCACUGCUGCUACUGUGUACCUGGAACUGUAACCAUGAGUGAAUUCUGGUUGUGUUUCAACUGCUGUAUUGCAGAACAGCCUCAGCCCAAAAGGCGACGACGGAUUGACCGAAGUAUGAUUGGAGAGCCAACCAACUUUGUACACACGGCUCACGUAGGAUCAGGAGACCUGUUCAGUGGGAUGAAUUCAGUUAGCUCCAUUCAGAACCAAAUGCAGUCCAAGGGAGGCUACGGCGGGGGCAUGUCUGCCAACGUGCAGAUGCAGCUGGUGGACACGAAGGCAGGAUAGCCAUGCUUCCCUCCCCGUUAUUGUGAAUUUCUAUAUUUUUUCUGUCCACUCUUCUCCAAAUUUGGUCUUGUGAUUGCAUUUCUCUUAUUUUUAAUUACAAACAAGAAGUGUGAUGACAGCUUGUUCACCUCCUUGUGAUUCCUCCGCUGAGAUGUUACUGUUUUGCUCCAAGAAGACUCUGUCAGCCGAGCCCUUCAUUCCCUUCAGCUGCCAUGCAUGCCUUUGGACUCCUGGACAGAGCUCUUGGGAUCGUAGCUGAAUUUCCCACGUUUAAUCAGUAUGGAUCUGACCGCAGCAUGAUUUUUUUUUUGUGAAUGCUAACACCAUUUUGUAGUUCUUCUCCAUUUUAAACAUUUUUCUUUGCACUUCCACCCCCUCUGCCUUAUGAUUUCACCAGUAAGCAAGGACACACUGUUAUCUGCUAACUUGUCACCACUGAUGUGUGAUCCUUCAACAGACUAGGGAUGUGUGUGCGUUCCGUAAUCGCUUCGCUGGGAGCCCACAGGGUGUAGCAAUUGAAAUGGUCUCGCUGCUCUGGGUUAGUGAUACUGCUGCUGCUAGAGACAGGUGGCGACAGCAGCACCUCACAUCAGUUCCAUAGAAACAGAAACUUACAGCCUAGUAUAAAGGCAUAGCUUGGGGUCUGGUUGGAGUUGCAGUAAAAGCAAAGCCAGCGUUCUUAUGGCAUUCAUCUGUUGUCAGGGUAUUUAUUUGAGCACCAGGACCUGUGGUUCUGUAUCUGCGUGUGGGGUAGUCUGCUCAGCCAGUCUGAUCCUGAGCAUCUUCAUUGCUCUGUGUAUGCAUUGCCUGUUGCCUGGUUAGUUCUGUUUAAUACGGUGCUGUCCCGUGUGUGGAGCUUGUGGCCAGUGUCCUAAGGCCGGGCCUCCAGAGCCGCAGGCCGUAGAAGUUGGCAAGAACAGCACACUGACCUGGCUGAACCAUUGCCAGGGAAAACAGCCUUGGCUCAGGUUCCAAAAUGUAUUUAUCCUUUGCUGAUUUUGUGUAUUUCAGAUACUUCUGUAAAUGUUUCUUUUUCUACACUAGAGUAUUGUUACGCCCCAGUCAGUGGUUUGUGUUCUGUGUAAACCCCAGGUCCAGUUGAGGCCUAGCCAACGGUAUGUAGUAGGAUUAACAUUUCAUGCAGUGCUAUUGGGGAGCUGUUUCCCUCUGCUUUCAGUUACCAUAGUCCCAGGUGCUUGUGAAACAGCUGCCUGAGCUGAGUGUCAGGUUGACACAGGCAAAACAUGAAUGCAUUUCUCCUCUCCAUCUUCCCAAAGUAGAGCACCAGCUUACUCCAUCCGUGUGUUUUGCCAUGUUGAGCCUUCCUACCUGCCAGUUCCAAGCACAGAGAAAGAAUAAUCAAGGUAAAACAUUGGACUCUUCAGAAAUAAGCAGUUUAACAACUUCUAAACCUCACUUCCUCUGCUGUCAUUAAUUCCUGGUGCAUUCUGGGAUCUGCCCCGCUGCACUGCUGGGGUGAGCUCUCUGACAGAUGAGGUUCUUUGGCAUUAUGAGCACUGAAAUGAUUCUGUCUACUUCAGUUGUGACUUUUUGUGCCUGUCAUUUUGUUCCUGAAACAAGAGGAUCAGGAGCCAUUGUCCUUCGCCCAGCUCCUGGUUUAUUUUAUUCCUCAUUCUCAUCGCUAUGUUUGCAACUGCUCCAAGGAGCAGUGUGUGCCGGCGGUGCAAGAGUGUUUCACGGUAAACCCUGGGCUGGGCGCUUCAGCCUUUUGCUGUCGUGCACAGGCCCAGGGGCGACCCCCUGUAGAGCAGCCCGUGCCAUUAUUCAGGGAGGCAGCUAACCCCGUUCACACGUGGGACCGUGGUUCUCAGGAGGCACCGUUCCCUUUAGCAACACCUCUCUGAACUGAAGAUGAUUUAAUCAACAGAGGUCCGGCGCGAAGUUCAUGAUGCUAUCAAUACUUUGCUAACAGCUGCUCAGGCAAGGGGAGCGGGACGAAGAGUGAUCCCACGGAUUGGGGCAGCAGUCACCUGCAGUGACUUCGGGGCAGCAUCCGCUUUCACUCGUGUUAUUAAAUUAUAGCAGUUUCAUUAGAGAACAAGUUUGCCUUGAUUUUGUUUAAAAUGACUUCUGCUUAGCACCCAGAAGAUAAAAUUGACAUAUUUUUAUAAUAUAAGCAUACUUUUUUUGUACAUUGUGUUCAUUCUUGAAUAAAGUGAGUUCAGUGUUGGCUUAUAGAUAUUAAAAAAAAAGUAUUGAUUUUGAUUCAAUAAAUGUUUUCUUCCA
Molecule: messenger RNA, 3023 nt
Organism: Lepus europaeus (European hare)
Lineage: Eukaryota; Metazoa; Chordata; Mammalia; Lagomorpha; Leporidae
Gene: CDC42SE2
Product: CDC42 small effector 2
Exons: 6
Coding region: 522-776 (84 amino acids)
Biological process (GO): regulation of Rho protein signal transduction
Cellular component (GO): plasma membrane
Molecular function (GO): small GTPase binding
Source: RefSeq, a predicted model, not a curated record